GGGAUUUGGAAUUGGUCUCGAAAGGAACAUUGAAAUAACAAAAAGACGGCUAGAAAACUGGUGGCAAGAAAGUGGCCAGGGCACCUUUUGAAAGGAUUGGAACUCGGACACUUGAGGAUUUUAAGGCUAGGACGUACAACUUAUGCUGUGCUGUCCACCCGCUACAAAGGGGCAGCCGCCAUCAUCAUCAUCAUCAUCAUCGACAAAAGCGAUGUCUGCGCACAUGGUUGUGGUUUAGUUUUAGUCCCAUGUCCAGUACAUUUGUCCGUUUAGCGAGCUUGUUAGCUUAUGGUGCUCCAGCCUGACAUUAUACAAUAGAAGAAAAGCUUACAGAGUGACACAAUGCCCUCAAGUCGCUCUCGGUGCAUUUUAAGUUACCUUAAUAUUGUCAGCAAGCGAUUUUUUACAACUGCCACUAUUAGGGAGGCAAAACUGUCAAAUCAAGCAGUGACCAAGAAGCGGAAUGUACUGUUCACAGAAGAACUGAACCGACAGGCAUCCAUUAUAACUAGAGUAGAAAAGAUUGAGGUCAAUUAUACUGGGGUACCAGAGAAAUGCACUCUUAUAAUGAACAAGCACUUGUCCACGCCUUAUGACUGUGCAAGACAUAUUCAUGAGAAUUUGUGCCAAAGGGCUGCAGUGGCAAUGGUAAAUGGAAAGGUCCAUGAUAUACAUCGCCCCUUAACAGGAGAUUGUGAGCUAAGCUUCAAGUUUUACAAGGAUGAGGAUCCUUAUCUUCCAAAUAAGGCAUUCUGGAGAACAGGCAGUUUUGUUAUAGGCUACCUUGCAGAAAGAGCUUUUAAGGACCAGUUUUGCGUCCAGCUACACAGUUGGCCCCAACCACAAGUGAAGUCGGGCAGCUUCGUUUACGACAUUGACCUUGGCAUUGAAAACUGGGAGCCCCGUGUGGAUGAGCUGGAUGUCCUGACAUUCAUGGGCCGAAAAUUGACAAAUCAAAGCCACUGCUUUGAAUGUAUUGAUGUUGAUGCAUCAGUUGCAUUAAAAAUAUUUGAAGACAACAGAUACAAGGUAGAACAGAUACCAAGAAUUGCUGCAGCAACUAGCUCAGGAAGUACUGUGACAUUAUACCGACUUCUUGACCAUGUAGACAUCAGCCAUGGACCCAUGGUGGGGUGUCUCAAUCAUCUGUACAACUUCAAAGUAGUGGCAGUCCACCCUAUUGAAACUUCUGUUGGCCUGAUGUACCGUUUUCAGGGAUUGGCUAUUCCUAAGGACUUCACAAUCAGUAGCUUUGCCCUAAGUGUCAUAUGUGAAAGAGCAAGGAGAAUGAACUACACUGGGCUUCCGAAACGAAAGUUUGAUGAAGAGGAAAGUACUGCAGAACUGCAAGGCCUUGAAGGCAAUGAAAAUGAGCAUGGUAUCACAUUUAAGGAACCUGUAGCGUCACAGCAUAAUUGAGUGAGAAGAACUGGGCAUCAGUUUCCAUUCUGCUACAACAGUAUCCCCCUAGAUAACUCUUAGGCACAGAACAUAACAUUACACAUUAGGAAAUAAAGUACUGAUUAUCUGUGAAA
Molecule: messenger RNA, 1535 nt
Organism: Ornithodoros turicata
Lineage: Eukaryota; Metazoa; Arthropoda; Arachnida; Ixodida; Argasidae
Gene: mRpL39
Product: large ribosomal subunit protein mL39-like
Exons: 10
Coding region: 343-1419 (358 amino acids)
Cellular component (GO): mitochondrion
Molecular function (GO): RNA binding; nucleotide binding
Source: RefSeq, a predicted model, not a curated record